UUUUAUUUUGGAUCCUGAUGAAUCAGGUGUGAAUCGACUCGCUGUGAACACAAGCAGACGCGUCCAUCCAGUUUGAAACAAGUUGACGGCAAAAUGCAUAUUUCAGAGAACCCCAGUUACGGACAGAUAGAGGCAGUGUUCACUAGCGCCUCUACUGGUCUGGAGGGCUUUAAAGCUCAUGCUGUGUUUCAGGAGAUCGCUAAAAAGAUGGAGGAGGAAGGUUCUCAGUAUGUGAAGAAGAUUGGAGGUGUGUUUGCUUUCAAAGUGAAGGACGGCCCGGACGGCAGAGAGGCCACGUGGAUCGUAAACGUGCGUGAUGGAAAGGGCUGCGUCCACAACGACACCUCCAAGAAGGUGGACUGUACCAUCUUGAUGACGGAUUCUGACCUGUUGGCCCUAAUGACUGGGAAGAUGAACCCUCAGACUGCGUUUUUCCAGGGAAAGCUGAAGAUCACAGGGAACAUGGGAAUGGCCAUGAAACUCCAGAACCUGCAGCUACAACCAGGCAAAGCCAAGUUGUGAGACUCCGCCCACACGGCCCCGUCGUCCCCUCCGGCCCCCUCCGUCAGGGCCACUGCAGCAGGGACGGAGAGUCUUGUCUCCACUUUCUGUGCUUUAACCUUCAGACCCGUGUGUAGAACAGAACCUAGUGGAUGUAGCUGAUCUACACUCACUCACUCACCCCUAAACUCGAGAUCAACACCACGUGACACCUGAAAGACACCCAACACGUUCCCACCUCCACACCAGACACUUUUCCCCCCAACACCUAAAAUAACCGCACACCAACACAAGAAAUGUUCCACCAUGACAGCAGUUUGUUUCAGGUGGUGAAAUUGAUCAGUCAUAAUUUAAAAAUAAUUUAGUAUUACAACUUCUCUGAUUUUCCACAAAUUUUCUAAUAAUAAUAAUAAUAAUAAUAAUAAUAAGAUUCUCAAACACUAUGAUCUUCCUAAUUUUCUGUGAGAAUCCUGUCGUCUGAUCCGAGGGUGUACGAUAUCCCUUUUCAUUCCGUCACGUGUCCUUCUGCAGUGCGUCUCUGGGUCAGAAGGGGGCGGAGCUUAAAGUUACGCACGAUCACACCACAAUAUAUCAUCUAACACACUAUUACUUCUUAGCAUGGACUGGUGAAAUUUAUGAAUAUUUAAUGAGCAGCUGUUGCUUCACACAAACAAAGUGCAAGAAAAUCUUUUUAAGACGUCGUGAACGUUUUUAUCCCAUCACAAAGUUAGCUAAUGUUUGCCAUCUUACGAGAGCUUACGCUAGCUAGUUAAAUAAAUAUCUGGCUAAAUUGUAGCUAGUUAGCUUGGCUAAAUUUCUAUGCUGCUAUAAUGAUUAAAAAAACAAACAGAACUUUAUAUUGAACUGAAAAAUAAAAAGAAAUGUUAGCAGUGAGUGAGGUCAUGUGAUCAAACACAACUUAAGCUCCGCCUCUUUUUGAUCCUCAGAGAUCUGAAACUCUGUAAAAUCAAGUGACCUGGAGAGAGUGUGUGUGUGUGUGUGUGUGUGUGUGUGUGUGUGUUUAGGGUUUAAUAAAAUUGAUGAUCAUGUAGCAAUCUGAAUAAACUUUGGUGAAGUGUGA
Molecule: messenger RNA, 1582 nt
Organism: Tachysurus vachellii
Lineage: Eukaryota; Metazoa; Chordata; Actinopteri; Siluriformes; Bagridae
Gene: scp2b
Product: sterol carrier protein 2b
Exons: 5
Coding region: 94-522 (142 amino acids)
Cellular component (GO): cytosol
Source: RefSeq, a predicted model, not a curated record